AGCGCAUCUUGGCUUCACACUCACGACGAUCUAUACCAUCACCGAUAUCUAAGCUGCAUAUACUGUAGCUCUCGUGACACUUGACUUGUCCCUCCACCAGCUUCACAUCAACAAACUCUGUAAACAUGUCUGAUACCGGUCUCCCCCCCAGCUGGGAGGUGCGAAUCUCCAACUCCAAGAACCUCCCCUACUACUUCAACUCGACCGACAAGGUGUCCCGAUGGGAGCCCCCCGCCGGCACCGACACCGAGAAGCUCAAGCACUACAUGGCCACCCACCAUAGCGCAGGCUCUCGACCCGCCGCCGCCCCUGGUAUCCCCGAGGGCAAGAUCCGCGCAGCCCAUCUCCUGGUCAAGCACCGCGACAGCCGACGACCGAGCAGCUGGCGAGAGGCUGAGAUCACCCGCUCCAAGGAGGACGCCUACCAAAUCAUCCAGGCUCACGAGGACAAGAUCAAGUCGGGCAGCAUCACCCUCGGCGAGCUCGCCCUCACCGAGUCUGAUUGCUCCUCGGCGCGCAAGCGAGGCGACCUUGGUUACUUUGGCAAGGGAGACAUGCAGAAGGAGUUUGAAGAUGCCGCCUUUGGCCUCCAGCCUGGCCAGAUGAGCGGUAUUGUGGAGACUGCCAGUGGUCUGCACUUGAUUGAGCGCCUGGAGUAAUUAAAAAGUAUAUAUCAUGUCGAAAAUUGACAAAGCACAGCGUGCCGU
Molecule: messenger RNA, 707 nt
Organism: Fusarium vanettenii 77-13-4
Lineage: Eukaryota; Fungi; Ascomycota; Sordariomycetes; Hypocreales; Nectriaceae
Exons: 4
Coding region: 126-659 (177 amino acids)
Cellular component (GO): nucleus; cytosol
Molecular function (GO): peptidyl-prolyl cis-trans isomerase activity; protein binding
Source: RefSeq, a predicted model, not a curated record